UGAUCGGCGUUCGUAAGCGGCGGUGUGUCGCGGCAUAUAGUUUUUCCUCCUCCUUAUAGGCUACUACUCAAUUGUGAAGGUGGUUUUAUGGAGUUCUGAUUGAGUUAUAAUUGGCGAUGUGAUUCGUUACAUUUGUAGUAAAUGGAUGAAUUAAGUGGCCUGCUUUGUGUCGAGAAUAAUUUGGUUGAGCAAAAGUGGCAGAAACCUAAAGGAAUUCUGGGGUGGGUAAGAGGGUGAUGGAAUGAAAAGGACGGUAUUGUGAGAGUGAGAUUCCUAAUCAGGGGGAAGAGGGGGUUAUCGCAAAUUGUAACGAAGCACUGGAUACUGUAGACAAGAAUUUGGCUUAGUAAAAUCUUCUAUGCUCAUUGUGGAUCAGAAAAAAAUCUACAAUUCAAGGAGUGGAAAACCAAAAUUAUUGUCCAUAAGGAUAAGGAAUGGCGGACGUUCCGCUAUGAUGGUGAACCAUGCGUUAAAUGGGAUAAGCAGAGGAAAAUAGUGCGGCAAGCAGACAACGAGGAGUAAUGGUGCUCUGAAACGCAGAAAGGAACGUCAGUGGGCUCGCUGAGGAAAAAAGUGAUUAAUAUGACAAAGUGAUGGAAAAUUGAUGUAUUUAGCGCCGAUAAAAGGUGCGACAACAGGAAGUAUAUCGUGAGGGAGUAUCGCGUGAACGCUCCAGCGACCCAGCCUUUGAUGGUGUGCCAACCGACUGGCAUUACAUAUAUCAAACCAAGUGUAAAUAUUGUGCAAAUGGGAGAGUGGAGUGACGUGAUUUCCCUCCCACCACACCCGGCGUGAGCCACAAUUCUGCGUAGGUAAACACAUCUUCUUCGAUUGCACUCCGGUAAUCGGCCACCCGACCGUAUCGUAGUAGUAUGGUCGGUAUUGCUAUUAUUCCUACAUAAAAGUCUGUGGAAAAUCUGCCUCUCCGAUUCCAAGUAAAUAUCUCAGCUGAUGUAGCACCAAUUCGGUGUCGAAGUGAAAGUGUCCCCAGUCGUAGUUCAUAUAAUAUGUGGAAGUAUGUGCCCACUCCCUGCUGAGUGUUUAUAUUGAUGUGAAAAUAUGCUCUGCUGUCGGUGAAAUGUGCAAAUGAAAAGAUAACAAGGCGAUUGGCGAGUGUGUAAUUCCCAGAAAAAGAGAGACGACAUCAAAAAGGAUUCUCGGAUCAAUUUUUGGCCCACUCGCUCACGCACGCAGGAUGGCUGGUGAUUCGUAGCGCGCCGGAUGAAGGUCGACAACGCUGACAACGGCACGACGACGGGUGUCCCUAAGUCCCCGUUCGCAUUGCAGUGAACGUUUUUGUCGGUCGUGGAUGAACGGACAUGCAAACAGAGAUCCAUUACGGUUCCAGCAGGCUCAGCCAAGUGAAUUGAAGUGUAGGCAUCCCUCUUCGGUGGAGGAGGGGGACGCGUUCUCAAUUGACGAACAAAACCAUCGAAAACUUCAACAUCAUCAGCCAACGGUGUCGAUUAUAAACAACCUCCUAAUAAUAUAAGGUGCCGGAUGAUUCCAGAAGAUCGCUGACACGAAGCUGAGCUGCACGCUCGGAGGAGUUUAUGCGAUGCUGCGUUGAAGUGAAAGUUAUAUCGGGAAAUUGUCACACCUGUGGAAGGCACCCACCCAUUCCGCCAGCGAGCGAAUGGAGCCCGCUGAAGGAAAAUGAAGAUUUAUGAAUUGGUUAUGUGCGAUGAAAAGUUGUAGGGAGUGAGGGCCAUUAUUGGAGCUCAUCGUUGCAUCUUCUUGCGGAGUGAUAAAUUAGUGAAAGCGGGAGCUGGUGGUGAGAAGUGGCGCGCAAAGUGCUGCCGGAAGAUCACGUGAAUUAUUACGGGAGUGUUGCUUGUAAUUAGCCGGCAUCAAGUAUUGGAUUAGUGUCCGUCUCAGCCCACAACGAAGAAGCAUCUGUAGCAGAAGUGAGUGAGCGUGGGCGGCUGUAAUUUGUGUAGCCGUUAUCCUUUCCCCGGUCGCCGUCGAAAGCGAAAUAAAUAAGAAGGAUUUGUCCCCAACGUUGGGUAUCCCAUCCCCUCCCGGGGCGCAAAGGAUCCGAAAAAGUAUAACUUUCAUUCCUGGUGGUGUCAGAAGUUUAUAAAUAAUCGUCGGCAAGCUGGGUGGGAUCUGGUAGAGUGCUUUUCUCUUGGUGAUUAAACCGUGUGCUAACCGCGUGACCGACUGGUUAGUAGUUCUCCAAGGUGGCCGUGUGAAAAUAGUUGAAGAAGAGCAGCUGAUCUCCAGUCAAUUCCGUAGCAGCUACAGAGCAGAAUGGGCUGUGGACAGAGCAAGAUCCAUCUGUAUCCGAGGAAAAAUAAGAGCAAAUCCAACGGGAAGAAAAGUGGACACAUAGAGGACGCCGACGCCGACGAGGAAGAUGGACACAACGGGCGAGACGAACGGGACCGCGAAAUCAACGGCGAAAAGGAAAAGCUGGACGAGGAUGGCUCCCUGCGGGACGAUGGUUCACCGGAACCGCCCAACGGCGAGAUUGUAUCGAUACUGCGGAAAAACGGAUCGCUACUUCAGAGCCAGUACGUUUACCAGGAAAUUUCGUCGAGUCAGCAGAACUUUUUCCGCAUGUUGGACCAGAAAAUCGAAGAGGGUCCUGACUAUGAUUCAAGCAGCGAGACCGAACAAGCACUUGAGGAAGCCCGGAUGAACGCUCUGGUGCAACAUUGGGAAUCUGCCAGUCUGACGACGUCCAUGUGUUCUUCCACCAGUCGAUCACUUCAGGGAACUCCGGUACGACAGGUACCACUAAGACAGCCUCCACUGAGGCCAGCUUUCCAGCAACCGCUCAGCGCAGAACUACUCUCGCAGCAGCAGUUGCUCAAACAGCAACACCAGCUGAUACUGCAACACCAUCAACAACAGCAACAGCAACAGCAGCAGCAACAACAACAACAACAUCAACAACAGUUGCAGUUGAUGCCCUCACAACAGCAGCAACAACAGCAACAGCAAAUCAUACACCAAAACUUCAACAUCAACAUGAACAUUAACAGUCCGAAACGGUUAGUAGGGAGUGGGAACGCUGUCAGCGUCGGAGGAAUUCCUGUUAGUUUAGACGGCCGACAACUGUUGUCGCAAACCAUCAUCCAUCAAAAUUACGGCGUGAUACAACCUUCCCAGACGGCACCUCAGCUGCGUCCCAGUUCCGGCCGAACGCUUCCCACGCCUGUGCAGUGCCUGCAACUGUCCUACUACCAGCAGCAGCAGCAACAGCAAAUGCAGGCCCAUCAGCAGCAGCAGUCGCAGCAGCUGGCACUAGCCGGUGGGGCUGGUACGACCACGAUAGGACCACUGCAACCAUUCCAGCAGCAACAGCAAUCGUUACCACCACCUCACUCGUACUACAAUGAUAUUCUGAGGCAUCCCCUACAGCUAACCACCGGUCAACUGCAAUCGCAACAGCAGCAACAAUCCUCCUCCAGCAUAUCGACCGUUUCGUCCGCUAUGGCUACCGGAGGAGGGCCCUCGUCCGCCCUCUCGUCUGUGGUGUCCGUCGGCAACAGCGGGAGUCUCCUUUCGUCCAGCGCCCCGCUCCAACAGCCCACUCUACCCCCGGAUGCACCUCGUUUCCCACCGGCCAUCUCGGUUCAACGUCUAGCACCACAAGUUCAACGCCAAAUCCGCGAAACGCAGGAACUGAUCAAGGACUCCUGCUCGCAGCUGUACUCCACCGGCUACGGCAGCCCGGGGCCACCUCCGAUGGCCCCGCUCCGGACUAAUGCGUCGGCAGCGGCUAACGCAGUGGCGGCCGCUCGAGCGGCGGCAGCUGCGGCCGCCUCGGUUAACCGGCGAGCUGCGGCAGCACCCACGACAACGCUGGAGGCGCAGUAUUCGCAGGAACUUUCGUGAUAUCUAGAACAGUAGUGAAAAUUUUAUUUGUAAUUGAAAGUACGGAUAUUUUUUUAACAAGCUAAUUGUACCCGAAUGCGAAUUCGUUUGUUAAGUCGUUUUAAAAAAAAGUGCCAAUUUGCCACCACGUGUGGCAGCUUGGAUUGAGCCGUUUGUAAAAAUAUUUCCGGAUUUGAGUUUUAGCAAGUCUUAUAGAGUAUAUAAUAGAGGAUUAUAGAUUUUAUUCGCACGCAGCGCACUUCAGAGGAAUAGUAUGUAGGAGAAAUAGUUUCAGGAUGCGAUUGAUUUCCAUAUGACAUGUUGUUAAAAAGCAAGAGCAAAAAUGUACGUUCUAUAGAGCAGAGUCGGUAUAGCUUUAUUUUCAAAAUUGUAUACAAGCCUGAUUCAAGUAACCACUAAAUAUGUCAGAUUUUGAUGCCAUUUGCAUCUUCCAAAAGGAAUUUUUAAAUAAUUCUAAAGAAAUCAAUUGCACCAUGAACUCAAAUUCGAAAUUUCAUUAUUAUACUGUUAAUAAUUCUACAGAAUCAUGAGAAAACAUGUUUAUUUCAAUCAUUUUCAGUAGUUUAACAAAGAUGAUGAUGAUGAUAAUUUAGAGAUUAUGAAUCGUGUGAUGAAUCUAGUCGAUUUUUUAACCAUAGUAGUGUUCAUAACUAUACAGUGACGUACAAAACAAUAAGAUAUCUAAAUAUCUAGGUAUCUUUUUACAAAAUAUUCAAAAUAUAUCACGACCAGCUGGUAUGUAUUAUCUACUAGAAAUCUGACCAUCUCAUAUUUGGCUAUAUGGAAAAAUAGAAAACUUAACAUGGCUUACUUCAGUGUAGUCUGCAUUCGCCUUAAAAUAUUCUGCGUCUUGGAAGAACGUUCUUAUUGAAACCAGACCCAAUGCUCUUUUGAGUAAUUUCUUAAUGUUUAAAAUUUAAAAUUGCCAAAUUAUCAAUAAUUAGCAUAUGUGGAAAAAAAUACCAUGGCAAACAGUAAUUCUAAAACAGUUUUCUAGCAUUAGAAUCAAUUUUAGUCACAUGUUUGUAUGAAAUUCGGCAAACCAUCUUAUUGCUUUGUACGUCAAACCCAUCCCAAAAUCUCAUUUCGAACUUCGUUAAACAAAAACAGAUGUGGUUCCUAUCGAAAUUUAAUCCCAAUAUGUCCAAUAAUAAUCACCGACAUACUUCACUAUCCCACGGCCAUGGUCGUGUGCCACCACCAUCCAUUCAUGGGACGGGAACGUUCAAUUUGCUAUCGCUAACCGAAUUGGGUGUCGGCUACUCCCCACCAUGGCGUUACCGAGCCGGAAAAUCCGCAUCGGAAAAGUUUGACCGUACAAUUUGUCCUCACCAAGGGAUCAGCAGAGACAUUGAAUGAGAGCGACCCACAGGCAGAUGACAACAGAUGUGUGUGUGUGUGUGUGUGCGCUGGUGACGCGAUGGUAAAGUAAUUAAUUUCAACUCGGAUGUGUAUCCGAAUCCGGUGUACUGCGGUGACCGAUGACGCCAGUGGAGCUCUCAAUCACUCUAUUUACCUACAUUGGGAUGGGACCUAGUUUCCAGGUGCCGAUGAUGUGAUGCGUCACUUGGGGUGCCUGGUCGGUAUGGAAAAGGAUUAUGUUUACGCAUAAAACGAGCGUGGGUAAUUAUAUCAAGGGGAAAUUUGGACUAUGCAGAUUUGUGGGCCAACCUUUGAAAUAUUGAUGAAAUUUGCGAAGCCAAUUAAUUUUGAAACUGGAUUGGGCUACUGCCUACACGCGACAGGUUCUGCACAACUAUUGGCUUCAGCGCUUUAUUCUAUCGAAUAUAAAAGACCUGAAACAAGGUGAUAAAAUAUUAUCCAACUAAUCUGUUAGCAAGGAACUGGCUAAUUUCCUUUCACUCAUGUAGAUAUGUAGAAGAAAGUGCUUCAGAGUGGAACGGUUCCGGAACAGUCUUUAUGGCAAGUUAAUUUGAUUAGGUGUGUUCUCAAUUUUAGAAGUUUCUAUCAACAAUCGAGUUCUAAGAAAAACGGAUAACUUAUUUUGUAGCCAAACCUGGCGAAAGAUCGACGAGCACGGGCAACAGCAACAGCAGCAAUCACACCAACAGCACCAGAGCAACGCGCGCGCAAAUGACCAU
Messenger RNA from Armigeres subalbatus, 5948 nucleotides. RefSeq lists its product as uncharacterized. Lineage: Eukaryota; Metazoa; Arthropoda; Insecta; Diptera; Culicidae. The coding region runs from base 2254 to 3846 and encodes 530 amino acids. The transcript is spliced from 7 exons. The record is from RefSeq and is a predicted model, not a curated record.